Messenger RNA from Sinocyclocheilus grahami, 580 nucleotides. RefSeq names its product glutamate receptor ionotropic, kainate 1-like. The record is from RefSeq and is a predicted model, not a curated record. Lineage: Eukaryota; Metazoa; Chordata; Actinopteri; Cypriniformes; Cyprinidae. Gene Ontology annotation, molecular function: ligand-gated monoatomic ion channel activity. The annotation marks the transcript as partial. Gene Ontology annotation, cellular component: membrane. The transcript has 3 exons.
AUUCAAUUAUUUGUUUAUGUGGUUCUGCAUCUGUUUAGAUCGGUGUGUGGAACUCAAACACCGGCCUUAACCUGACAGACAGCAAUAAAGACAAAAACACCAACGUGACGGACUCCAUGGCCAACCGCACGCUCAUCGUCACCACAAUUCUGGAAAACCCAUAUGUGAUGUACAAGAAGUCAGAUAAGCCGCUGUAUGGGAACGACCGGUUUGAAGGCUACUGUUUGGAUCUCCUGAAGGAGUUGUCCAACAUCCUGGGCUUCUCCUAUGAAGUCAAACUGGUGUCUGAUGGGAAAUAUGGAGCUCAGAAUGACAAAGGAGAAUGGAAUGGCAUGGUCCGAGAGCUGAUCGAUCAUGUGGCAGAUUUGGCCGUGGCGCCACUCACCAUUACUUACGUGCGAGAGAAAGUCAUCGAUUUUUCCAAGCCCUUCAUGACCCUGGGAAUCUCUAUCCUCUACCACAAACCCAAUGGCACCAAUCCAGGUGUCUUCUCCUUCCUGAAUCCGCUCUCUCCGGAUAUCUGGAUGUACGUGCUGCUGGCUUGCCUCGGGGUCAGCUGUGUGCUGUUCGUCAUUGCCAG